Molecule: messenger RNA, 2193 nt
Organism: Peronospora farinosa
Lineage: Eukaryota; Oomycota; Peronosporomycetes; Peronosporales; Peronosporaceae
Source: the annotation of a GenBank genome assembly
AUGGCAGCAAGUGGAAAUGAAUAUCCUACAAAAUCUGGCAUCAAAGCGUGGGUAGACCCAGCGACGCCAGACAAUGCACAGCAGAUUACGACGUCUCGAGGAGAGACUUGGCAGCUCGUUAUGAGUGACGAAUUUAACACAGCAAAUCGAAGCUUUCGACCUGGUGACGACCAUAUUUGGACAUCGAUUCAAAAACCCGAUGGCGUGAAUGGUGCCCUCGAAGUUUACUCGCACAACAUGACCUCGACCAAAUGUGACGACGACGGUACCUGCUAUUUCUACAUUGAAGCCAUCGAUGAAGUGACUAAUAUUACCGUGUACAACGCCUAUCUCCAACCACCCGCGUAUGAGAAUGUGCCCUUCUACUACAGGGCAGCUAUGGUUCAGUCGUGGAAUAAAUUUUGUUACCAAGGUGGUCUAGUAGAAGUCAGAGCGCAGCUACCUGGAGCAGUAUCAAAGAAGUCUGGCAACCCAGAUCUUGCUCUUGGCAAAUCUGGACGAGUGGCAACUGGGAAAUACUACCCGACAUGGCCAGGUAUUUGGAUGAUGGGAAACCUAGGUCGUGCCAUCUUCUCGGCGUCUACGAGUCGGAUGUGGCCAUUUUCCUAUAACAAGUGCGAGCCAAACUUGUUUGACCCCACGAACCAGCGCAUUAGUGCGUGUGAUGACGAUCCAGGAUACGGUCUCAACAAGAAUCAGGGUCGGGGUGCGCCUGAAAUUGAUAUCCUGGAAGGAGGGGGUCUAGCAAUCUCGUCGUCGUUGCAGAUUGCUCCUGGAAUGCCAAACGACUUCAGACUUUUUCCUGCAGCAGGAGAGUACGAUGCAAAGGAUAUGGUCUGCGUCUACAAGUAUAGUUGUGAGACUCCUGGCGCGAAUAUUGUCGAUAUACCCACCGCAUACUACAAGCAGAAACGAGGCCAUAAGUCGUGGUACCAAGGACUUCGGUAUGCCUCCAACAACUUUUGCGGCUCGUCAGCUGAUGAAACACAGAAUGUUGCCAAGAUCAAAGCAUCACUGAAAGCUGGAAUUAAAGACAACACUUGCACUAGCAGUCUCUGCCCAGCGUCAUUUGAUCCUAACAGUAACCUGGAUUUAAUCGACGGAGUCGGAAAGGAUUACUGGGGAAUUAAUACGAAUGGUACGUGUUUCCCACUGAUGAACUCGUAUAUGGGCGCGUUCUUGUGUGAUCCGGACAACACAGACAAGAAAUGUAUUACGCCUCGCAACUCUUCUACACCAAAAACAAACUCCAUGGAGCCUUUCAGCUACCAAAUGGAUGCUAUCUCAGCAAAUUGGCCUGUGCAUUUAGGUGCGUAUACGGACUACUUUCUAUACCAAGUCGAGUGGGUCACAGGUAAGAAUGGGUACGUGCGUUGGAUGGGAGCCGGCCAACCUCUUUUUGAAGUCACAGCUGAGGCCUUAUCGGUCGUCCCGCAGAAUGGCAAGAAAAAUAACCCGCAGAAGCUCAUGCUAGAGGAACCAAUGGUUAUUAUUUUCAAUGUGGCAUUGUCGCGUUCAUGGGGCACCGUGCCUCCAAACCCCGGAAGUGAAUGUCGUGGCAACAAAAGUGAUGAAAAGGUCAACAAAAUUUGCGAUGAGUUCCCAAUGUUCAUGAAGAUUGACUACAUCCGGCUUUAUCAAGACUCGAAGGGGAAUCGUGGUGAUGAUGAUUAUAUGCAGCUCGGCUGCGAUCCGGCUAGUCACCCGACACGAGAAUGGAUUCAAGGUCACUUGGAUGAGUAUGAAGAUAUCGACAAUCCGUGGACAGAGGUGUCAGGAAAAGCAUUCUGUGAUACUGACGAUGACUGCACGAUCAGCCGCAAUGGCACGCAAAAAAAGUUGGUCACUGGUAGAUGUGUGAAAUCCCGAUGCAGCUGCACAUACCCAGAUUCAUGGGGUGGACCUCGGUGCACGUUGGUAGUCACUGAAGAGUUAACUAGUGCAACUUCCAUGACCAAGCGCGUCUAUGGCCCUCCGAUGGCAAUCUCGGUCGGUGUAGCAUUUCUUACGCUUUUUUCUACCAUUAUCGCAGCCUGGAUGUCCAUCGGAACAUUAAAGAAACAGGCCGAUGAAGCCAUCGAGGCCGCGGAGGAGAAAAAGUUGAGAGGAUCAGUUCCAACACGCUUGAACUCAUCUGUAUACGAGUUUGACGCAUCGCAGCCUAAGGACAACUACAGCCAAAACUUCCUGUAG